AUGUCAGAGCAGAACUCUCCAGUUCAAGCCGAUAGCCUUCCCCAGCAGGGUAGAAACACAAGCCCGAGCCAUCCUGCCAACCCAGUGUUGCUUAUGACCCAAACAGAUUCCCGGGACAAGUGGAGCAAAAAAAUGGAUUUCCUUUUGUCAGUGAUUGGAUUUGCUGUAGAUUUGGGCAACGUCUGGAGAUUCCCUUAUAUCUGUUAUCAGAACGGAGGGGGAGCCUUUCUUAUUCCUUACACGCUGAUGGCCAUCUUUGGAGGGGUGCCUCUCUUCUACAUGGAGUUGGCCCUAGGACAGUUUCAUAGGACAGGAGCUAUCUCCAUCUGGAAACACAUCUGUCCCAUCUUUAAAGGCAUUGGCUUUGCUAUUUGCAUCAUUGCCCUGUACGUCUCCUUCUACUACAACACCAUCAUCGCCUGGGCCCUGUACUAUUUCUACUCCUCCUUUACUGGCACCCUGCCCUGGACAAGCUGCGACAAUGCCUGGAACACCCCCAACUGCACCAACUACUUUGGAAAGAGCAACGUGACCUGGACCAGCUUCUCCAAGUCGCCGGCGGAAGAGUUUUAUACGAGGAAAGUCCUCGAGAUUCAGAAAUCCGGUGGCCUGAACGACGUAGGCGGGAUCCGCUGGCAGCUUGUCCUCUGCCUUUUUCUCAUCUUCACGAUUGUUUACUUCAGCCUGUGGAAAGGAGUGAAAACCUCAGGGAAGGUGGUGUGGGUGACAGCUACACUGCCUUACAUCGUCCUCCUCAUACUGCUGGUUCGGGGAGCAACUCUGCCAGGGGCUUGGAGAGGGAUUGUCUUCUAUCUCAGACCUGACUGGGAGAAGCUCACAAGCACUGCUGUUUGGGUGGAUGCUGCUGCCCAGAUCUUUUUCUCCUUGGGGCCUGGUUUCGGGGUUCUUCUUGCUCUCGCCAGUUACAACCAUUUCAACAACAACUGUUACCGAGACGCCCUUGUUACCAGCGCGGUGAAUUGUCUGACCAGCUUCCUGUCAGGGUUUGUCAUUUUCACAGUGCUGGGCUACAUGGCUGAAAUGAGAGACGUGGAGGUGGAAGAUGUAGCAAAAGACAAAGGUCCAAGUCUCCUUUUCAUCACCUAUCCUGAGGCUAUUGCAAAUAUGGUGGGCUCUACCUUCUUUGCCAUCAUAUUCUUCCUCAUGAUGAUCACUCUGGGGUUGGACAGCACAUUUGGAGGCCUGGAGGCUGUCAUCACGGCAGUAAUGGAUGAGUACCCUCACAUCCUAGCAAAGCGAAGGGAGCUCUUUGUUCUUGGCCUCAUCACCAUAUGCUUUUUGGGCUCUCUCACCACCCUUACACAUGGUGGGGCAUAUGUUGUCAAACUCCUGGAGGAGUUUGGUGCUGGCUGGGUGUUAUUGGAAGCAAUAGCUGUGUCGUGGUUUUAUGGAAUUCAGAGGUUCUGUAAUGAUGUCAAAUCCAUGCUGGGUUUCACCCCAGGGAUUUUCUGGAAGGUCUGCUGGGUUGCCAUCAGCCCUGCCUUUUUAGCGUUUAUAAUAGUCAGCUCUCUCCUGGACCAGCCACCUCUCGUGCUGUUUGACUAUCACUACCCUGAGUGGAGUAUCUCCGUGGGGUACUUCAUAGGAGCGUCGUCCUUCAUCUGUAUCCCUUUCUACAUGGUGUACAAGCUGGUCUGGACUCCUGGAUCCUUUAAGCAGCGUCUAGCAGUGUGUGUUCGACCAGAGAAAGCAAUACGAGACCAGCAAGCGGAUUCAGUGUGUAUGUCAUCAGGGCCGUAGUCCCAUGAUGCACACACAAGGACAUGAGACUGCUGUUUGGCUUUACCGUGACUGACCAAACCAACUAAAGAGACAAGGAAGAGAAGAGCUGCUGUCACUGUUUAAAUUGCUCCCCUGCUUCUCUCCCUAAGAGUUGUACACACUGGCCAAAGCUCACUACACAGUUUGGAGCACAUAAUCCCCCUUCUGUGGGCCAGGUCCCCCUGCCAUAGCAGCAGUGCACUUC
Messenger RNA from Pelodiscus sinensis (Chinese soft-shelled turtle), 1987 nucleotides. The record is from RefSeq and is a predicted model, not a curated record. NCBI's taxonomy places the organism in Eukaryota, Metazoa, Chordata, Testudines, Trionychidae.